Messenger RNA from Sphaeroforma arctica JP610, 5754 nucleotides. RefSeq lists its product as hypothetical. The transcript has 2 exons. Lineage: Eukaryota; Ichthyosporea; Ichthyophonida. The record is from RefSeq and is a predicted model, not a curated record. The annotation marks the transcript as partial.
GCAAAUACUGUCUGUCGAUCAAUAAAUCGGGUCGGGUCUGGCACUGCCGCAUACACUGCAAUAACAAUGGGGAAUAUUUCCUCAACAACUCGCACUCCUUCGCAACCGUGGAGACUCUCAUCACUUAUUACAUAACCAGCUAUUGCCUGAGAAGUUCAUCGGGCAUGGUCGUCAACCUGACCCACCCCGUCGCUCGACCUGGUCACGGCCACAACACGUUACAGGCCACUACAUCAGCCAGUUCUAUUUAUAGCGCCGGCAGAUUCUCCAACUCCUCACAGCCGCGCGGAGAUGCUGUGUCGCGGUCCUCGACGGCCGAUCUGGCGCCAGUCCCCUUGCUAGGUAACCAUGGCAACGGGCCUUCGAGGGGGAGUAGGUAUAGCACCGAGAGCCCCGAGGCGCCGGGGUAUAUGCGCUCCUCUACCCCACUCGGUACCGCUUUGACAAUGCGGGCGAAUACCGGGACAACUGCACCUGUGGCUUCGACAACGGGACGGUUCCCGGCGGCCCAAGGAGAAAGUACGUCACCGCCGCCGCUCCGAGCUAUGCCUAGGCCCAUUCCACGCACGAGGAGAGAGGUGCCUGUGCCCGUGCCUGUCACUGAUAGUAGGGAGCCCGACGACGAUGAUCUGUAUGUGAAUCAAGCAGACUUGCAUAGGACGCAGGAAGAUUUGUAUGUGAACCAGGCGGAGCUGUAUGGGAACGGCAUGGGGGGUGGGGCAGUGGGAGGUAGUAGUAUGGUGGAGGGUGAAGAAAGGCCCCCUGUUAGGCCCACCCGAACGAAAUCGUCGAGUACGUUGAGGCCGACGGAGUUUAAAGGUGCGGGGCGCACCAGGCUUACGAGUGCACACACACAACCGGCACUCUCCCAGACACAGCCACCAACACAGUCACAGUCACAGUCACAACCACAGACGCAAAUACCCAUUCGGCCUUCCACGCAGCUGAUUGCUCACUAUAAUGCACAACCCCGUACACAAGCUAGUAUGACAAUGGAGAGGCACGCUGCAGCAGCUGAUGCGCCUGCCAACCGCCAGAGAUACACUCAAGUCGUAGGUUGUGGGACUGGGGUUGGGGCUGUGCACGGAGAGAUGCGCGGAUCUGGUUACAGCGACGAGUAUGAAACAGAUUACUAUACGUAUGCUAUGGUACACACGACUAUGGAUGGGGGUACGACCCUGGAUACGGGUGGAGGUGCCAGUGUAGGUCCGAAUGCGGGUGCGAAUAGGCCCCCAAGUUUGGGAUCGGAGUCAUCUGCAAAUGCAGUUUCGAUAAAUGUUGAUUCAGUUUCGAGUGCGGGAUCGCUUGUACCGGCUCGAGCAAAUGCGAGUGUACCGCGGAAUACCGGUACGGCUCCUAGAUAUACCGGGACGAAGACCGGCUCAUAUACGUCACAGGAGCAAGCACGGGCCGACACAUACAGGCGCGGAGAUGUAUUGGCACCCAAUGGAGUACGCCCGGGGCGACCGCAAGAGAUCAAUGGUGUUCAGUCACAUACACAGACAAACUCACAGAUACAGCCACAGACACAGACACAGACACAGCCAGAGCAACCUGGGAACGAAGGCUUGCAGACAAAGGCAUCGAAUUGGCUCACGGCGGCCAUCCUGGCUAUCAUUAUGUCCGUAGAUACACUUGACCCAGGCAGUCCACACAACACUCCUGGCCAAGUGGCCACUACCAGCAGUCAGGGUGCGAACACAGGGCAAGCAGGUACGAGCACGGGCGACGCGGUUGCCAUGGCAUCGACGACCAGCGUGGGGGGCAGGCGCCCUCCUCCAUCGCCCAGUAGACGACCACGGGUGACCUCCAAAUCACCUACCCGCAGCACUUCACCCGUACCUACACCAAGACGCACAUCACCCGUACCUACACCACGACAAAGUGUGCCUGUACCCGCAAGCACCGCCAGACCAACCCUCACACCGCCCAUGCGGUCAUCACGACAACGGAUACCUACAUCCGGCAACAGGCGCAUGACCGCGCUCACGGGUCCGGAAGAGGGACGGGCUGAGGGGGUUGGGGUUAGUUACACUCAGCACACACCGAACCAUGCACAGGCCACACAUCCACAAGCACCUGCGAGGCAACAGGGACCCCCUGGUGGCCCUGAUAGUGGCUGGUAUGUAGACACGACGACGGUAGCCCCCUCGGCUACACACACGGCUACGACGGCCACCACUACGACCACCACCACUGUCGCUACCACCACUGUGACCAACAAUGAAGUGCACAUCACCAGUCAACCGCGGCCGUACAUUGUAGGGACGGCCCCGUCUGAUUCUGAUCUGGUUAGUGUUGGGUCGUAUACUGGGGUUAGAUCGGGUUCGGGCUCCGGCCCGAAUUCCGAGUCAAGUUACAUACCACAGCAUAGUGAUAGUAGUUUGAACUCACGUAUGUAUACGGAACGGCGGUCACCUUCUCCCACGGGUAGGUAUAAGCUAUCCCCAGUGCAGGGCCAGGAGAGGAGGGCGGUUAGACCUAGGCAAAUGGGGCAUAAUCAGAGCGGCAUGUAUGACGAGCUGCAGGAUAGGUCACCAACCCGCAUGGGCGGUCCGCAACCGGGACAGUCGAAUUCGCAUGUGGAACAAGAACAACUAGACCAACAACAAAGACCAACACAACAACAACAAUCAAACCAACAACAACCAUAUCACCUACCGACACAGGCCCAGUACCCCCAGCAGCGGCAAGACAAACAGGCCUACACAGCCCCUCAAGGCCGCCAAAGCCACGAUCCACAGACCCAACGUGCACGGCCAGUGAGCUCUGUCUCGGGCCAAGGCGAACGUUUUGACGGAAUGUUUGAGGUGCGCAGUCUUGUGAGUCCUCCAUGUCACACCGCGAGCGAUUCCGAGGCGUUGCACGCGCAGGUGGUGGCACAGGGCAGUCCUUUGGCCUAUGCGCAGCACGGGGGAGAUGCCGUACCACAGGCAGGGCUGACUGGCCGGGGUGUAGGUAGUGGUGGCGGGGCGGUGCAGGGACAUGCAUCGCAGAUGUCGACGCCAUACCUUCCGCAGCAACAACAACAACAUCAUCAGUCACAGCCGUACGAACGACAGUACUCGCCGCGGUCGAAUCAACCGAUGUAUAUGCCCGCCGAAGAGCAGCCACGGCAGCAACAACAACAACAGCAGCAUUUGCCACAGCACUUUGUGUAUCCUGGCCAGGCGCAAGUGACUCAGCCCCAGUCGCCAUUGUACACAGAGAGGGGCCGACAAGCCAGUUCACUGACACGGGGACCUGAUAGCCAACGGGAUAUGUACAGGGACAUACAGUACGAACCGCAGCAGCAACAGCAACAGCAACAAGGGUAUAGCCAGCAGAGACAGUUGGCCGGGCCAGCUGAGCUAAGACCAGGGGGCAAUAUACCGGCCUAUGAGAACCUCUUGGACGAUACAGCCGACAGCCCUCCCCUCAGAGCCCCGCCUCCACAGCAACGGACUGGCCAGGCGCACACAGUGAAUGCACACACUCCAGAUACACACACGCAGGAUAUGGACACACCCAGUUCAACCAGCACAACUGCCCCGGCUAUGCACGGCAAGGACUAUAGUCUGACGCCGGCGGAGAAGAACGAGAAGAGGGCCAUGGGCGACAACCAUCCCAGUCACAGCCAUAGUCACAGCCACACUCACAGUGGGUUUAGUAGUGGUAAGAAGAGUGGGAGCGCGAACACAUCUCCGAUGACAAACCCGUGCGAAAAGGGGAAGCUCAAGCGGUUCAUCUCGAAGAAGCUUAGCAAUAGCAGUCAUAGCAGCAUCAAGUCCAUCAACAGCCCCAGUCUGCGUAGCGCCCCCGGGUGGAAACCCUCACUCAGCGCGGAUAGUAGUAUGGAAGGCAGUGAUCGCAAUCAGAGUAUGCACACCCCCGGGUAUAUCGACUCGGAUUCCAUGCAGCCGUCCGAUGAUUCUGUAGGGCCCGGCCACGUGAUGACUCAUAGCAGUCAACCGAUAGAGCCUGUGCAGGAGAUGAGUUCUGACCAGCCUGUACACGUGAAUUGCCGGGCCCCUAUCCCGGGGUACCCGAUGCCAACACAGUCGCGAAACGAUGAGAUGCAGCAGAAUGCCACAGAUAUGUAUACACCCGAUGGUAUGGAGCCUAGUAUGGCUUAUGCCGAGCCGCACACUGAUCGAGUGGUUGCGGCAGGACCGAACUUCCCGCGAAAGACGUCCAUUCAGUCGAACACAGUCACCUAUAACACUUCUGGUGAUUCGUAUGCGAGUACGAAUACUGGGGUGGAGAACGGGAUGGGAUACAGCGGGGCCGGUAUAUACUCAAAUGGUAGCCAUAUAGAAGGGACGAAUUCAAAUACACACUACCAAACCAGUACUGAUAGCAAUGGCGAAGUUAUGAGUUUGUAUGGCAACAUUCCUGAAAUAGAUUUUGGAGCGAGGAGCGAAAAUGCUAGAAAUGAAAUCGACAUCCCUGUUGUUAAUGCAGAAUCGAGUGUGUACAUGAUCACGAAUCCAAAUUCAAAAUCAAAUUCGAAUGGCACCUCGAAUGUGGCUGCGAGUUCGGAGCCGAAGCCCAAAUCAAAGUCUAAUGAAUACGGCAGUGUGAUUCGGAAACCGGUGAUGGGCGUACGACACAAGGAGCGUCCCAACACGCAGCACACACCAGACACCGGUAGUCCCGCUUUAAGUCCCGGUAUUCAGCAGGGAAAUGGGAAUGCACCCGCCGAAGCGGCUGGGCGGUAUGUGCCGCAGCAGUCCCAGGAAAACGCUUCGCAGGAUAGUGAGCAGUCGAUAACCAGAUCAGCAAAUGGGCCCGAGCGUGGGCCCGCUCCAUCUCAACCGGACCCUAAGCUGCAGGCUAUGCUAUACCAACAACAGCAGCAACAGCUACAGCAACAGCACCAGUUGGAGCGAGCCCAGCAGUAUCAUCCGAUGCAACAGACCUCUCAGGAGUAUGAGCAGGGAUAUCAACAGCCACCACCACCAGCCCACCCGCAGAGCUCUAAGGAGAAGAGUGGCGGCGGCUUUCUCAACCGGUUGGGAUCCAAGCGGAUUGAACGCAGGACCAUGACCAAGGAGAAGCUACAGGCGUAUCCUAUCGCGCAUGGUAGCGACCACGUGAUGUUGCCCAAUACGCAGUCACAUCCCUUUCCCACGGGGAAUGCGGGUACUCGUGUGGGUGGCCGGGAGGUGAUGGGCGGUGGGACGAGUGCGAGUGUGGGUAACUUCGAGAAGAAGUUCGGUACUUAUUCAGACAAUCGGGGCCAUUAUGCGAACACGCCAUCGCCUACGGAUAGGGAGAACAGCUCGCCCAAUCAAAAUACAGAGGACAAAGACAAUGCGGCAAUUUCAUUCGCGCAGAGCGAUAUCUCCUUUUCUGCGAUUACGCCUCACGGCAGCACUGGGCUAGCCAAGAAGGAGAAGAGCAAGGGCUGGUUCAAGAUACGUGGGUUUAAGAAGUCAAACAAUCAAUAGAAGGGGCGUUACUUACCAGUGAUAGAUAGAGAAACCUGCGGUGCGUGGCAGCGGAUACGAGGUUGUCUGUGUGUGUGUUGUACACACAUGCUGGACGACUCAUCGCAUGAGUACAUGUAGCCAACAUGGAGUAUACCAUGGAGUAUGACAAUGAGUACGGCGCACGCAUGCAGCAGGAGAGUGCCGUGAUGUGCAUAUUUGAAGGCUAAACAGGAGCUGAGGUAGACCUGAUGAAUAUAAUCUCUUGUGUACCUGUACAUACAACCGCGGCUAGAAAAGUACAGGGGAUCCAACAAUAAAUAUGGCCAAAUAUCAAUAUACA